Molecule: messenger RNA, 456 nt
Organism: Penicillium pulvis
Lineage: Eukaryota; Fungi; Ascomycota; Eurotiomycetes; Eurotiales; Aspergillaceae
Product: alpha/beta fold hydrolase
Exons: 2
Coding region: 1-456 (151 amino acids)
Biological process (GO): proteolysis
Molecular function (GO): peptidase activity
Source: RefSeq, a predicted model, not a curated record
AUGGUCGAAUUCGCGUCCAUAAAUGGAGCACAGCUAGCUUAUCGAUUGGUUGGCCCUGAAAAUGCACCUCUAAUCAUCACUUUGCAUGGCGGUAGGGGUUUUGGUGAUCAUCAAUCUGAUUUCAAGGCAUAUUCGCCUUUAUCGUCAUCUUAUCGAGUGCUAUCUUUUGACUUUCGAGGUCAUGGUCAAAGCUCGCGAACAGAGCCAUAUACAUUUCACCAAUUGGUUGAGGAUAUCGAGGCCAUACAGCGGAAAUUCGCCGGGGCUGACCCUUGCAUUAUAUGUGGUGGAAGUUUCGGUGGGUUCUUGGCUCAGCAGUAUGCGAUCACAUACCCUUCAUGUGUGUCCCAUUUGAUUCUACGAGGGACUGCUGCUUCAUAUCACCGUAAGAUAUCUCAACUUUGCCGAGUGCUCCACAACUUCCAAUUAAUAUGCGCUGACAUUGCAUCUAGAUGA